This is a messenger RNA of Pocillopora damicornis (cauliflower coral), 3228 nucleotides long. RefSeq names its product fibroblast growth factor receptor 2. Lineage: Eukaryota; Metazoa; Cnidaria; Anthozoa; Scleractinia; Pocilloporidae. Gene Ontology annotation, cellular component: plasma membrane; signaling receptor complex. Gene Ontology annotation, molecular function: ATP binding; transmembrane receptor protein tyrosine kinase activity. Gene Ontology annotation, biological process: protein phosphorylation; positive regulation of kinase activity; cell surface receptor protein tyrosine kinase signaling pathway. The record is from RefSeq and is a predicted model, not a curated record.
UUAGUUAGCGAUUCGUUUACAAGGCCAUCUUUUUAUGUUCUCGCUACUUUUUCAUGGAUGGAAUUCAGUUCAUGGCCAUGAUGCUUUUUCCAGCUCUGGCAGGAGCCUUACCAACUUGGACCGUUCAACCCGUGAACUUCACUUCUGUUGUUCAGGGAAAGAACAUAACCCUCGCGUGGGAGUAUAAUGUUGAUGGAAAGUUUGCACAAGCUCAAUUUUCCGAUUUGAAGAAAGCUGGGAAAGAGAAAGCGGUUGCUGUUAAGUCUUCAGCGAAUGGAAACGUAGUCGUUGCCUCUGAUUACCAGGAAAGAUUCAUUGUGCGUAUAUCAGCCUCACAAACACUAGUAACAAUUCUCAGAGCACAGAAAGCUGACAUUGGAAAGUACAAGCUGCAGGUGAUAAACCGGAAAUUGGAAACAAUAAACAGCGUGGUGGAGGUUUCAGUUCAUUAUCUACCAACCAACACUGUUCUCUCAGUAUUUCCAGACAGCAGCGAAGUGUUUGGAGGAAGUGUCUUAUAUGAGAAAUGCAGCACAGAUGCCAGACCUGAUCCUCACAUUUUUCUCUUAUACUUCAAUGGAAAUUUUAUCAGUAACAGUAGCUCAGGGGAGUUUAAUGUCACAGCUUACAGCGAUGGAGUAUACACAUGUGCUCCUAUUAACACAGUUGGUUCGGGAGACAAUGCAUCGUUUAGCGUCACUAUUUUUGGCAAGGCUACGAUAGGUUUGGAACCCAGAAACGUCACAGCAUUGGUAGGUGAGGCCACAUCGCUGAAGUGCCUUGCUCAUGGGAAUCCUCCGCCAACUAUUACGUGGGCUCGUCAUGGCAUUGGAAAUGGUUCAGAGCUCUUUUUUCCUUCAGCGAAAUUCUCUGACAGUGGGUGGUACAGAUGCGUAGCUACAAAUGCUUAUGGAGUCUCUUUUAGUCCACUUGCAUACCUCGAUGUAACCGACAGUGCCAGUACCUUCAUAAAUGGGAGAAUGACAAUAUUAAAUGAAAAUUUUGAUAAUGGCUUGGAAAAUCCUUCAAGCGCAAGAUAUCAAACCCUUAAGAGGCAGUUUGUUGAGGCGGUAAGGGAAGUUUUCAAGAGUGACAGUACCUUCCAUAGCACGGAUGUCACAAGAUUUGAAAAAGGAAGUGUGAUCAUUCUUUUCGCGCUAACUUUCAAAGAAGUAGUUCGAACAGACAGAAAAAUCACUAUUUUAAAAAAUGCUGCCAGUGACGGAAGAAUUGGUGUGUUAGAUGUUGAUCCAGUCUCCGUCAUGGCUAUCCGUGAAACUAAAGAACCUGCCACCAGUAAUUUAGGAUGCAGGCCGUCAAGCUCACCAGAGAGCUCAGCUUGCUCAAGUGACAAUAAAAUAUUUGGAGCAGUGAUAGGAGUUCUUGUUUUCGUAAUCAUUGGCCUGCUUAUUUUUAUAUUCUUCCUGCAAAGAAGAUCAGGAAUUGAAUCCAAGCAAAGGAGAUGUGAAAUGGUCAGAGAGGAGACUCAGCCCAGACCUCUUAGCUAUGAAAUUUCCAUGUCUAGACUUGAACAAGUUGUAAUGCAGACAAACCGCGUAACCAUAGAAGAAUCUUUGGCAGAAACAUCGGAAACAGAGGUUGAUACAGAACUGAUAGAUACUGGAAUCGCUGGAUACGAGUCGGCCUUGCCGGUCACCAACUCCUCUUGGAAAGUUCCACAAGAAAAUGUGUCUGUAAGAGAAACAAUAGGCAAGGGAGCCUUUUCUCAGGUGGCCAGGGGAACAGUUAAAAAUCUCCAAGGGGCUUCUGAAGUGACAGUGGUUGCAGUUAAAAUGCUGAAAGAAAACGCUCCUACCUCUGAUAGGAAGGAUCUGCUGUCAGAGCUUGACCUAAUGAAGCAACUCAAACCUCAUCCAUACGUCAUCAAACUACUAGGAUUUGUUGCUGAACCGUUAUUGGUGUUGACUGAGUAUGUUCCAUUUGGAGACCUGCUCGGUUAUUUACGAAAAAGCCGAGGACUAAACGACAGUUACUACAGCAACCCGAAGUUCACAGCAGAAACCAGUUUGACGGCGGAUAAACUGAUGAAGUUUGCUUGGCAGAUUGCCGAUGGAAUGAGCUACUUGUCCACUAAAUGUAUAAUUCAUCGAGACCUGGCAGCACGCAACGUGUUGGUUGGAGAAAAUGAGACCUGUAAAGUGACGGACUUUGGAAUGGCCAGAGAUGUGCAGCAAGACAGCAUAUACGAAAUGAAAACUACGGGGCGACUUCCUAUCAAGUGGACUGCAUACGAGUCGCUUUUCUACGGGACGUACACCACCAAGAGUGACGUGUGGAGUUACGGGAUUGUCCUCUAUGAAAUCUUUACACUGGGUGGAUCGCCAUAUCCUGGUAUGGAAGGAAAAACGGUUCCAGGUUGGCUCAAACUUGGAUAUAGGAUGCCAAAGCCAGUACACAUCGACGACAAAUUGUAUGAAUUUCUUCAAAUAUUAUUAGAUUUUAGAACAGUUUAUGUUCACCUCAACAUAGCCUUGAUACCCUCGUGGUGUCCUUUCCUUCGAAACUUCCUGGCGCUGAUUAAAACGAGUACAAUAGUUUAUUUUGUUUCAACCCACGCUAACUUGAUUUCGAUUAUGUCAACAUCUCCCUUUUCAUGAUGAGAACUAAGUACCGCUAUAAUCAUACGAUAGAAAACAAACCUCUUGUUUGUCUCAGAUAUUAAGUGAUGUUAGAAUGCUGGCAAAUAGAAGUGAACGAAAGACCGACAUUUUUUAACCUUACAAAGAAACUUAAAGUAAUGGAAAACCAACACAAGAAGCUAAUCCAGAUGGCGAAGUAUGACAACACACUUUAUGUGAAUGUCGACGAUUUAGUUGUCUAGUAUUGAGACGAGACGUUCAUUUAGAAAAGGGACAAAAGGAAAAAACUCAAUUCAUUAAAACACAUGAGCAAUCGGGUUUUGAAGCUCUUUAGAUAACCUUUAGAUAAUCAAUAGGAAAAUCGUCUAAUUAAUGUCGUUUGUACAAAUGAUUUUCGUCAGAUAUUUCUUUUAAGAUCGAUUCAAUACCUUUCUAACCUUUUCCACUUUUUACGACUCACUGAUAUUCUUCUUGUUAGCGUUCAUUAACAGUAUUAAGUUCGUAACAAGUUCAUAUACAAUGUACAGCUGUUUCGAGAAAGUUUGUCGGAAAAAAGGGCAAAAGUGCACCCGACAAUCUCGAAUGGAAAGCUUGGUAUCUUGUAGUCAAUAAAAUUGCUCAAACCGUG